GGGCGGGGGGACGUCCCCCCUGCUCCCCGGUAGAGCCGUUGGUCCUCCGCGGUGCACAGAAGUGAUUUUGGGGUGAAGGGACAACACCAGGAGCGCGUGGAGGUGGGAAAUGACACGACAAUGCGGAUAAAUGGCGAAGUUUAAGAUGAAAGUCCACCAGCACUGGGUGCUUUUUGUUUUGUUUCUUCAUUUAUCAAGUGUUUUAUGUUUCAGUGAGUUGUCCUUCAUCACGGAGCCCAGUGAUGUUACUGUUCUACCAAAGGGUUCAGCUACCUUGGACUGUCAGGCUCAUGGGCAGCCCCCGGUCACCAUCAAGUGGCUCAAAAAUGGACACCGCUUGGCCGAAAGUGAACACAUGCAGUUUCUGCCCAACGGCUCCUUGUACAUACCAAAGAUAAAGCAUGCCAAGGAAGGUUCCGAUGAGGGAUUCUACCAGUGCCUCUCGCAGAACAAAUAUGGAGCUAUCCUAAGCCAAAGAUCACGUCUGACUAUCGCAAGUAUUUCCGAUUUUGUGCUGCACCCUGUGCCUUUGGUGGUGACUGAGGGUUCGGUGGCUCGGUUUUCCUGUGUGGUCACCUCCAGUCCUCCCGCUACAAUCACCUGGGAAGUCAACCAAAGAACAGUACCCCUACAGACAGAGAGAAUUACAGUUUUGCCAAAUGGAGUCCUUCAAAUAUACAACGUAAAUGCGGACGACGCUGGACAGUAUCGAUGUGUAGCAACUAACAUCGGCAGCCUUGUAAAGAGUAGAGAAGCCAUGCUGACAGUUAACCAAGGUGCAGGCCUCCAACGACGUCAGAGGCCCAGAAUCAUUGCUCAACCUCAAAAUGUAACAGUUUCUCAACACCAGACUGUGGUGCUGGAGUGUGUGGCCACGGGCAAUCCCUGGCCCAUCAUCUCCUGGAGCCGUGCUGACAGUAAACCUAUUGAUGUGUACAAUGCCAAAGUCCUGGGCAACGGGAACCUGGUUAUUACUGAUGUAAGCUCCAAACACAGUGGAAUCUACCUCUGCAGGGCGACCACCCCUGGAACCCGCAACUACACUGUCGCCGCAGCCAAUGUCACAGUUCUAGUGCCACCAUCCAUCAUCGAUAGGCCUGAGAGCCAGACCCGUCCAAGAGCAGGUACUGCUCGGUUUAUGUGCCAAGCAGAGGGAGUGCCCCCACCCCGCAUUAGAUGGUUGAAGAAUGGACAAGAGGUCCAUUUAAAUGGAAGGAUUAAAAUGUACAACAGUAAAUUGGUGAUAACCCAGAUCAUUCCUGAGGAUGAUGCCAUUUAUCAGUGCAUGGCAGAGAAUGAACAGGGUUCUGUGCUGUCCUUGGCACGUCUGAUUGUUGUCAUGUCCGAGGACAGACCCAGUGCACCGAGAAAUAUCCAUGCUGAGACCAUCUCCAGCUCGGCCAUCUUACUGGCCUGGGAGAGGCCUCUGUACAACGCAGACAAAGUCAUUGCCUACUCCAUCCAUUACAUGAAGGCUGAAGGACUAAAUAAUGAAGAGUACCAAGUUGUUAUUGGCAACGACACAACCAGUUACAUCAUUGAUGACCUCGAGUCAGCUCGGAACUACAGCUUUUACGUUGUGGCUUACAUGCCAAUGGGAGCCAGUCGUAUGUCAGACCAAGUCAGUCAGCACACCCUGGAAGAUGUGCCUUUGCGUACUCCAGAGCUGAGUCUAACCAGCCACAGCUCCACCGACAUUCAGGUGAGCUGGCAGCCUCUGCCAGCGAAGGUGAGCCGUGGCCGCGUGUCUGCAUAUAGACUGUCAUAUCGAACCGCCGCCGACAACACCGUCACCUCUGUGGAGCUGCUUCAGAACAGCACUGAAUAUCUGCUGGAAGGGAUGCAGCCCGACACCAUCUACCUGCUCCGCAUGGCUGCAGCCACGCGUGUGGGCUGGUGUGAGCCUUCAGCAUGGACGUCACACCGUACACCUAAGACCUACAGCCACAAAGUGCCUUCAGCCCCCAUUCUUCAACUUGAGCCGCUUAACUGCACCUCCAUUGUGGCCCGCUGGCAGACCCCCAUAGACUCUGUGACUGUCCAGGGUUACAGGCUGUGUUACCAUGAGGAAGGCCAACCAGAGCAGCCCAGCAUCCAGGUGCAGGCUCAGACCUAUACUUACACCAUCAGUGGCCUUGAUCCAAGAAGAAAGUAUCAUGUGAAGAUUCUGGCCCUUAAUCAAAAUGGAGAGGGUUAUCAGACAGACCAAACCGUUAGUACUCCAGGAUGUGUGUCUGCUAGAGACCAACCGGCAGCAGCCCUUCCACCUCCAGAUCAUGUGACUGUGUCGGCCAACAAUUCAUCUACGGUAUCCCUACAGUGGAGUUGUCCCGCUUUCCCUUCCCGAAAGGCUGUUAGCUAUACGGUUCGCUGUACACCCGUGGGCACCCACAACGCCUCAGCCAUACGCUACCUACAAACUACCAAACAGAGUGUGUUGGUGCAAAGUUUGCUUCCAAACACUCGCUAUGAGUUUGUUGUGCGUCUCCACGUGGACCAGAUGUCAAGUCCCUGGAGUUCUGUUGUUUACCAGCAGACCCUCCCAGCAGCACCUAGCCAUCCACCUGCUGGAGUGAGAGUAACCCUGAUCGAGGAUGACACUGCUCUGGUGUCCUGGAGGGAGCCCACCGAGCCCAAUGUGGUAGUUACACACUAUACCAUCAUGUAUGCGUCUCAGAAAGCCUGGAUAGAGGGACGCUGGCAAAUACUGCAGCGGGAGGGAACUCAUACAAUGGCCCUUCUGGAGAAGCUGGAGGCAGGGAACGUCUAUCUGGUGAAGAUAUCUGCCUCCAACCAGGUCGGUGAUGGACCCUUCUCUAACAUUGUGGAGCUGGUGUUGAAGCGUGGGAAUGUGCACCGCAGCAAGAACCCCAGGCACUCAGACAGCUUCCCAGACACAACAGUGUUCUCUGAUGGUCUCUAUCACAUAGACCAGAGGUCGAUGACUGGGAUCAUUGUUGGUGUGAGCAUUGCCUUGGCUUGCAUUGUUAUGUGUGCCUUGAUCCUCAUCAGUAAGGGCAGACCGAGAAAAUCCUCCAGUCACAAAGUCGUGACUGUAGGAGCUGGUGAAGGUCCUCAUGCCCUACCCAGCGAACGCCACACAGAGAACGUCGAGGCCCUUAUUCCCAUGAUAGUUGAUCACUACUUAGAUCCAAAGGGUGGAUCCAAUAUGGUUAUUAAUAGUGCCGGUCCAGUCAGCAGAAAGAAUCAAAGCACAUGGCUCUUUUUUAGGAGUGAGACUGGGAAUUCAGCUGAAAGCGAUGUUGAGAGAAGAGCCAGCUUGUACGAGGCUGGCAAAACCGUUCUGAGAUACGACGAGCAUUUAGGCGCAGCACCUCUGCCCCCUUCGUCUCGAGAGAUCAUCUAUGGGCCGCUUCACUUGGAGAGCUCUCACACUAGUGAGGGCAGCCAAGAGACAGGAGACUCUGGACACUAUUCCAACGAAGACAGCAACAAAGAGAUGAGCAGCACCUCAACUACCCCCAGCUCCAGGCCAGAAUCUUUUGGAUCCGAUGAUGGCGCCACUGUCACUGGGGUGAAGCCGUUUUUUGGAGUGGAAAAUGAGGAGAUGCUGAGCCAUCCUCUUGGUCACUGCUCCACCUUAGAAUGUUCCCACCCAGCCCUGCACACGUCCCAAGCGACCGUUUGCUAACGUCACCUGGUCCGCGUCUGCUUUCUAGCAGCUGAAGAGAAGUCACUUCUACCUCAUUGGCUUCCUGAGUUGAGCCCUUCAGUCAUUUCCUGGAGGAUGAGGGAUCAGGAAACCAGCUGCUGUGAGGGGGGAGAUGUGCCUUUGCUUUGGAUUUACCUCAGGAUUUUAUAUUAUUUUCUUUUUUUACAACUUUCUACCUGUUUGUCUGUGUUUGGCAGAGUCUGUCCUAAACCAAAGCUCACCCAUGAUGAAUGUUAAAACAAAUGUUAAAAAUGUGAUAUAUUUAAUUUCUUUCCACUGGAGGGGAGGGUGCAGUUGAGUCCUUUUUCUACCUCAGUGUUCUUUGUUUUAUACAUUACUACCUCCUUUUCACAACACAUGGUGCAGUAUCAUCUCAGACUCAGGGGACAUGGUGGCAUGGCCAUGUUUUGGUGUGACGAUGUAGAGGUCCUCACUUUUUCAUCCCUCAAUUCCCUUUUUUACAUUGUUUCUGAAUGAUGUAUGUUGUUAAACGAAAAAGUGCAUUAGUUCUUGUCUAACUAUUUGAGCUUUAUCACACCAUAUUAUUUGGCAUUCUCAGUGCACUGAACUCAAAGCUUUAAUAAUGCCUUAUUAUUACAAGGGCUGCUUUACUAUAAAUAGUGAGAUCCAAAGAAGAAAGAAUAUUCACAAAGAGAUUUUAAUGAUACAGUAGAUAUUAUAAAGCUGGUAAAAUGUAGUCGAUGAAUGGUGCAUUUGCCAAAUAUUCUCUUUUCCAAUGAUGUAAAUGUCUCUUAAAAUGGUGGUGAAAGCUUUUCUCAAUGUAAAUCUUCUUGAUGCUUUAUUCUGGUAAAAGCUUUAGCACAGGUCGCCCAAGCUUGUGCUCCAUUUGCCUUCAAGACCAUUGCUAGAUGCAGCGGUGAUGCCGAUGCUAUUAUCCAAAGAGUUGUCUGCUUCCUCAGAUGGGUAUGGCUUUUCAUUCAGUCCGUCAUUGGUACAGUGAGAUGGAGAUUUUUGACACAAGACCAAAGAUCCAGUGUGUCCUGUCGGUGAUAGAUGAUGUUAAUUAUUCUUUAUUUCAUCUUUUACCAUUCACCAAAUGUCUGUAUAGGGAAGAGUAUGUUUGAUUUCCCUGUAACAUUUCCAGUCCAGGUGUGACAAUGAAGGAUUGUGACUAUCAUAAUGGAACCCUAUGUGUGAAGAGCAACAUAAUCAACUUUUAUAUCUUUGUAAUACAAAUAAUUCUAACCAAAGAAACUUGAAGUCUCUGUUAUUUAGUGAUUUUCUUUGGUUUUCAUUUACAUUAUUUGCAUAUAAAUGUGAUAUAAUUUCCGGUGGUUUUGAUUGCUAAAAGGCAUUUUUACAUAGGUCUUUUUUAUGCUUGAGCUGUUCAAAAUGGUUUUGCUGUUUUUUUUAUUACAAUAGAAUUUCACCCAAAUGAUACUUAGCUUACAUUAAAAAUUGUAAUUUUAAGCAUAGUAUUGUAAACAAACAAUUUUAUUGUGAAAUCAUACAUUAAUAAUGCUGGUUUCAAAUUCAGUUGUUGUUUAUGUAAUGCAUUGAUAUAACAUUUGAAAACCACACCAAUUUGCUGACCUAACUCAUGCAUUGAAUGUAGAUUUAGAGCAUAGACUUAACUGUUGUUAUUUAAGUUAUGGCUUUCUGUUAUUUCUGCUUUUAAAAUACAAAUUACAUUAUUUUAAUUCAAAGUCGGCAACAUAACAAAUUAUUUUUGGAGUUGGAAUGUUGCAACAGACUUUUUGAUACUCUCAAGGUUUGCAAAUACUAGAAAAUAAAAUUGCUC
Molecule: messenger RNA, 5435 nt
Organism: Betta splendens (Siamese fighting fish)
Lineage: Eukaryota; Metazoa; Chordata; Actinopteri; Anabantiformes; Osphronemidae
Gene: prtgb
Product: protogenin homolog b (Gallus gallus)
Exons: 19
Coding region: 131-3652 (1173 amino acids)
Biological process (GO): cell-cell adhesion; axon guidance
Cellular component (GO): axon; plasma membrane
Molecular function (GO): protein binding
Source: RefSeq, a predicted model, not a curated record